AUGUCAGAUAGUGAUAGUGGAACAGAAGAUAUUGCUUCCAGUCUUGUGACGAAGAGCAAUCCUUUGUUGAACAAUGAUGCCGAUAGCUCUGACGAAGAAGGCUUAUCUACAAAUGAAAAUUAUGAGGUUCAAGACGAGAUUAUUCCUUCAUCGGACGAAGAGAAGAAGGAGCCAGAACAGAAAAAACAAAAAAAUAAAAGGAUCAAGACUUCCAAACCAGCUAUUGUCUCUUUUCCCGUACUAGAAGCAACCGAGGAAGGUGAUGACAUGGACAAAGAAGACCGUGAUGAUUCCAGAUUCAUUCUCUCGGUGAAACAGCAAGUAGCUAGAUCCAAGGCGAAAUCAAAGGGAACAUUUGCAUCCUUUGGCAUCAGCAGACAGGUGCUCAAUAACAUCAAGCGAAAAGGUUAUAGAAUACCCACUCCUAUUCAAAGAAAGACAAUUCCCCUCAUAAUGGGGGAUAGGGACGUUGUUGGUAUGGCACGUACUGGAUCUGGUAAGACAGCGGCAUUCUUGCUUCCGUUGGUGGAGAAACUUAAGCAGCAUUCACAGAAGAUUGGUAUUCGUGCCGUGGUUCUUUCUCCCACCAGAGAGCUUGCUUCACAAACUUACAAGCAGUUGAACGAGUUUGCCAGAGGAGUCGAUCUUCGCAUAUUACUUCUUGUUGGUGGUGACUCCCUUGAAGACCAAUUUGGUGCUAUGGUUAACAAUCCGGAUGUAGUCGUGGCUACACCGGGUCGUUUUCUUCAUUUGAAAGUGGAGAUGAGAUUAAAUUUAAGGUCUGUGGAAUACAUAGUGUAUGACGAGGCUGACAGGUUGUUUGAGAUGGGAUUCAGCGAACAGUUGAACGAGCUUUUGGCUUCUUUAUCCGAUAGACGCCAGUCUCUUCUUUUUUCUGCUACUCUACCUAGAAACUUGGUUGAUUUCGCCAAGGCAGGACUUACCAAUCCAGUUUUGGUUCGACUUGAUGCCGAGUCUAAAAUUUCAGAGAAUUUACAGAUGUGUUUUGUUUCUUCAAAGAAGAACGAACGUGAUGCUAACUUACUAUUCAUCCUCGAAGAAAUUAUCAAAAUGCCGUCUGCUUCCAAGAAACAACUAGAAGAUCUUAGAAAGUUAACUGCUUGGGAUGGAGAAGGCGUAGAUUAUGAUGAAAGUGAUGGGGAUGACUUUAAUAAGAAAAGAAGCCGCAACCAUUCGUUUAAAGUGAAGUCAGCAAGGGCGAACGAGCUUCCGAGCAAGCACGCUACCAUUGUAUUUGUGCCUACAAGGCAUCAUGUUGACUUUGUAACGAAACUUCUAGAAUCAUCGGGAUUUUGCGUGGCAUAUAUUUACGGUUCUUUGGACCAGCAUGCCAGAAAAAGACAGCUUUUGGCCUUCCGUUCCGGAAUUUGCUCUAUUCUUGUGGUUACUGAUGUGGCAGCGCGUGGUAUUGAUAUUCCUAUUCUAGCUAAUGUGGUCAACUAUUCCUUUCCAACGUCAUCGAAACUUUUUGUUCAUCGUGUCGGCAGGACUGCUCGUGCUGGUAAUAGUGGAUGGGCUUAUUCCAUUAUCAGUGAAGCCGAACUUCCUUAUUUACUAGAUUUAGAGGUGUUUCUAGGCCGUAAAGUUUUACUUACAACGAUGCAGGAGAAGAAGAUUGAAAUUCUGAAGCACAGAUGGGGGGAGAAGCAUAGUGGAGUCCUUGAUGAAUUUUCAGAACCAAAAGUGUCAUAUACCUCGAGAUUGGUGUUGGGAAGCGGACCAAGAGUUGAUGUGGAAGAAAAACAGGAGAUAUUCGACACUAUAAUGAAGAGUCACUACGAUAUGACUGUACAGAGAAAUGUUUGCGAGAGAGCAGAGAAGAUGAUCAAAAGAACAAGACAACCAGCAUCUGCAGAUGCAGUUCGCAGGGCCAAGGAGAUGUUGGUUUUUGGUUGGGACGAGCAGAAUUUAUUGUUUGGAAAGAAUCAAGAGAAAGAAAAGGAUAUACUUCUUGCACAGUUCCAGAACAGAAGGCACAAAGAAACCGUUUUUGAGUUUGCUGGAGCAGACGAUUACUUGGUUGAUUUGAUGGCUAAGAGGCGGCGUGAGAUUGCGCCUAUUCAGAAACGUGCGAAGAAGAAAAGAGAACUUCUGGAACAGGAAAGGAUGAUGGGACUAACGCAUAGGCUUGAGGAUGAAAUAGAACGGAACAAAGAAGGGAAGGAUAAAGAUGAAGCUAUGGAGGUUGGAUUUGAUGUUAAAGAAGAGGAACUAAUGAAUAAUUUCCAGGACGCAGAUCAAUUAGAGGAAGAGCAGAAAAUAAGUAAGAGACAGAAGAGAAGAGCACUUGGCCAGUCUAGUUAUAGAGAUCCGAACUUUUACCUCUCUCACUAUGCACCAACUUCAUCGAUUCAAGAGCAGCAGCUUUCAGUUGGUGGUGGAUUUGUAAAUCAGGUUCAAGAUGCGGCAUUUGAGAUCAAUGGAGACGAUGGUAAGAGUAAGACAGGUCAAAAGCAGAACAUUGUGUGGGACAAGAAGAAGAAGAAAUAUGUCAAGAAUCAGGAUAAUAAAAGAUACAUUAUGGGAGAAAAUGGACAGAAGAUUCCGGCCAGUUUCAGAUCGGGCAAGUUUGACGAAUGGAAAGAGAAGAACAAGAUAGAUGAUUUUAGAGUUGGAUCUAUGGAGACAGCUACCACGGCAUCUUCAACGGAGCCUCUUUCUGGCCGGAAAGUCCAUGGAAGAUAUAUGCAUAAGCAGCAGAGAGCUCCAAGACUCCCAGAUAGAGCUAGAGACGACUACACCAAACAGGUGGAGAAGGUCAAAAAUGCUACGGCCAGAGGUAUUAGUGUUAAGGGCUGGCGUGCCAAAGGAGUGGCAGAGAACGAACUUAAAAGUACAGAAGAUAUUAGAAAGCAAAGGGAGUUGAAGGAUAAGAGAAAAGCCAAGAAUGCCCGACCUAGCAGGAAAAGAUAUUAA
Messenger RNA from Brettanomyces nanus, 2937 nucleotides. RefSeq lists its product as uncharacterized. Gene Ontology annotation, cellular component: nucleus. The record is from RefSeq and is a predicted model, not a curated record. NCBI's taxonomy places the organism in Eukaryota, Fungi, Ascomycota, Pichiomycetes, Pichiales, Pichiaceae. Bases 1 to 2937 code for a protein of 978 amino acids. The transcript has a single exon. Gene Ontology annotation, molecular function: RNA binding; RNA helicase activity; ATP binding.